Messenger RNA from Amphibalanus amphitrite, 1774 nucleotides. Its product is annotated as guanylate cyclase soluble subunit beta-2-like. Lineage: Eukaryota; Metazoa; Arthropoda; Thecostraca; Balanomorpha; Balanidae. The record is from RefSeq and is a predicted model, not a curated record. Gene Ontology annotation, biological process: response to oxygen levels; cGMP biosynthetic process. The coding region runs from base 1 to 1506 and encodes 501 amino acids. The transcript has 9 exons. Gene Ontology annotation, cellular component: guanylate cyclase complex, soluble. Gene Ontology annotation, molecular function: guanylate cyclase activity.
AUGGCUUGUUUCGUUCCAGGGGCGUUACGAGGCUGCGCCAGGAAUUUCUACAACCUUGCUACAAGGUUCGAGGUGGUUUUCAAGACCCAGGAGAAGAUCAACGAGUCCGAUGUGGUACAUCACGUCCGAUUCAAGGUGACCCAGCUGGGUCGGAUCGGGUCGCCGUCACUACCGUCCGACUCCGGCCCAGAGAAGACGCGCUACCUCAGUCCGACGGAUGUCAGUGCGGCUUCUCUGGCGCCCGACAAUGUCAACUUCAUCAGCACGGCAGAGUUUUCAGCCAUCCAUCCCUACCACUUCAUCUUUGAUAAGGAGCUGACGAUCAAGCAGUACGGGUUCGGCCUACGUCUCCUGUGUCCGGCUGUCACCUCGUUCCCCGCCGUGUCGACCCUGAUGGAGCUGGUAUGGCCCUACACCACACUCAGCUAUGAUAACGUCGAGCGGUUCAAGAACCUGGUGUUCCAGUUCGCUGUCAUCAGUGGCACUGAACGGACUGUCGGUACAGUGCUUAGAGGCGAGCUGAUCUUCCUAUCGAAGCGGCUGGUGCUGUUUCUGGGCAACCCGAUGGUGAAGAGUCUGAAGGAGCUGGCCGACCGGUCUCUAAAGAUCUCCGACAUCCCGCGCUCCGACUCGACCAGGGAGCUGAUUCUGCUCAAACACCAGCGAAGCACAGAGUUCGACCUCAUGCAGCGACUGGAGGCCACCACAGCCGAGCUGAAGCGGACAGCCGCCGCUCUGGAGCGGGAGAAGGAGAAGACGGACAGGCUGCUGCACAGCAUGCUGCCCCCGGAGGUGGCGCACAAGCUGAAGAGCGGUGAUCAUGUUCAGGAGGCGUUUGAGAGUGCAACCAUACUUUUCAGCGAUAUCGUCACAUUUACCGUGAUAGCAUCCAAGUGUGAACCGAACCAAAUCGUCAUGCUACUCAACGAAAUGUACAUCCGAUUCGACGCAGCCACGGAAAACAACCGGGUAUAUAAGGUGGAGACGAUCGGAGACGCCUAUAUGGUGGUGGGCGGUAUUCCGACCAGGGUACCCGACCACGCCACCAGAGUCGUCAGCCAGGCCAUCGACAUGGUGCGACUGGCACGCGAGGUGGCGCAUCCCAUCACAGGGGAUCCCGUGCAGAUUCGCGUGGGCGUACACACAGGUCCCAGCGUGGCGGGGGUGGUCGGCCAGAAGAUGCCCCGCUAUUGUCUGUUCGGCGACACAGUGAACGUGGCGAGUCGAAUGGAGUCGCACGGAGUGCCCGGCAGGAUCCACAUCAGCGGCGCCUGCAAACGGCGACUGGAAUCAGAGGAGAAAUCCCAGCAGUUCCAGCUCGAGCCUCGCGGCCCGGUGGAGAUCAAAGGCAAGGGACUGAUGGAGACCUACUUCGUGUGUACGCCGUUCGACCCGUGCCCAACACCGCCGGCACACAAGAGCAAAACCACCAACGGGACGGGGUCGAGGCGUGGAAACGGCAUCACGAGAAAACGCGGCGAGAGUGGAGUGUGUCACAUGCAGUAGGUGCGAUGGUCUCGGUUGAAGUUGGACUUCAGAUGACAUCGCUAAUCGGUGGAACGCUUAUGACGUCAUCAGUGAUGCCAUUGGAUAUUCAGUCGCAAGGCGACGUUUGUGUUUCUUAUGGUGCACGAACUUAGUAGGAUAGGCACGCUUUGCUAGUGAGCUGUGUAAGGCUUUGGAGAAAGAGAGAGAGAGAGAGAGAGAGAGAGAGAGAGAGAGAGAGAGAGAGAGAGAGAGAGAGAGAGAGGGAGGGAGGGAGGGAGGGAGAGAG